This is a messenger RNA of Klebsormidium nitens, 354 nucleotides long. Lineage: Eukaryota; Viridiplantae; Streptophyta; Klebsormidiophyceae; Klebsormidiales; Klebsormidiaceae. The record is from the annotation of a GenBank genome assembly.
AUGAACGAUAUCUUCCGUCCUUAUCUGAAAGAUUUCGUGGUUGUUUACCUGGAUGAUAUCCUUGUUUACAGCAAAACGGAAGAGGAGCACGAGGGACAUCUGAGACUGGUGAUGGACGUCCUUCGACGUCAACGUUUCUUCGUCUGCACGGCGAAGUCGUCCUUCAGUCAGCGCGAGUGCAAGUUCCUUGGGCACAUCGUUGGGGCUGACGGGAUCAAGGUGAACCCGGCAAAAGUCGCCGCUGUCCAGGACUGGCCUACACCGUCAGACGCUCAUCAGGAACUGCACGACGCGCCGUUCUCUGGACAUUUUGGUUUUGAGAAGACCCUGCACGCGGUUGAGCGCCACUUCUAG